Molecule: messenger RNA, 1467 nt
Organism: Acanthosepion pharaonis
Lineage: Eukaryota; Metazoa; Mollusca; Cephalopoda; Sepiida; Sepiidae
Source: the annotation of a GenBank genome assembly
AUGAUAGGCAAACGUAGAGAAACAAACAGUAGAAAGAUACGUUUUUUUUUUAUUGCAGGACCGCGGGAGGUGGACGCGAUUGUGACAGUGGUGGUUUUUUCUCUUUUUCGAAUUUCUUUCUUCUUUCUUUUUUUUCCCCCUGAUUGUUAUUCUGUUUUCUUUUUCCCUUUUAUCUCUUACCUUCUCUGUUUCCGCUUUUCUUCAUUUCCCUUUUUUAUCGCUCUCCUUUCUUCUCUCGCUCUUCUCUUGCUCUUCUUUCUUCCCUCGCUCUUCUUUCUUUUCUUGCUCUUCUUUCUUUUGCUCUUCUUUUUUCUCUCGCUCUUCUCUCGCUCUUCCCUCGCCCCUCGCUCUUCGCUCUUCCCUCGCUCUUCUUUCUUCUCUUGCUCUUCUUUCUCUCGCUCUUCUCUCUUCUCUCGCUCUUCGCUCUUCCCUCGCUCUUCUUUCUUCUCUUGCUCUUCCCUCGCUCUUCUUUCUUCCCUCGCUCUUCUCUCUUCCCUCGCUCUUCUUUCUUCUCUCGCUCUUCCCUCGCUCUUCUUUCUUCCUCUUUCUUCUCUCUUCCCCUCGCUCUUCUUUUCUUCUCUCGCUCUUCCCUCGCUCUUCUUUCUUCCUCGCUCUUCCUCGCUCUUCUUUCUUCCCUCGCUCUUCUCUCUUUCUUCUUCUUUCUUCCCUCGCCUCUCGCUCUUCCCUCGCCCCUCUUUCUUCCCUCGCUCUUCUUUCUUCCCUCGCUCUUCCCUCGCUCUUCUUUCUUCCCUCGCUCUUCUUUCUUCCCUCGCUUUCCUUUCCUCUCUCGCCUCUCUUCUCUCGCUUCUUUUCUCUUUUCUUCUCUUUUCCCCAUUUUUUGUACUAUUCAUUUCUUUACUUCCCUUUUCUCCUUAUUCAUUUUACUCAACUUUUAUCUUGUUUCUCUAUUUUUUUCUUUUUCCUUUUUGUUUCUCUUUUUCAUCUUUUCAUGUUCUUUUCAUUUUUCAUUCUGCUUUUACCCGAUUUCUUUUAAAAAAGAAAACUUUUACCUCAUCUUUUUCAUUCUUUCUUUCCUUUUUCUUUUCAUCUUUUUCAUUCUUUUCAUCUUGUUUAUCCUUUCUUUCUUUUCAUCUUGUUUAUCCUUUCUUUCUUUUCAUCUUGUUUAUCCUUUCUUUCUUUUCAUCUUGUUUAUCCUUUCUUUCUUUCCAUCUUGUUUAUCCUUUCUUUCUUUCCAUCUUGUUUAUCCUUUCUUUCUUUCCAUCUUUUUCUUUCUCUUCUCAAUCUCUCAAUUUCUUUCAUUUGUCCCCCUUUCUUAUCUUUUUUUUCUCACUUUCACUUUCUUCCGGUUUUACCAAUAUCCCCCCCUCUCUCUCUCUCUAUACCGUAACUUAUUCUUCCCGGCAAAAUUUAUGUCCGUCUCAAUUAUUUUCCCCGCUCCCCCAAUCAGAACUUUUCGCCUCCCCCUCCUCCCAGCCUUGCUCUCGCACCAAGAAGAGUUUCAUCUAA